Molecule: messenger RNA, 3471 nt
Organism: Cynara cardunculus var. scolymus (artichoke)
Lineage: Eukaryota; Viridiplantae; Streptophyta; Magnoliopsida; Asterales; Asteraceae
Product: formin-like protein 18
Exons: 20
Coding region: 1-3471 (1156 amino acids)
Source: RefSeq, a predicted model, not a curated record
AUGGCAUUGUUGCGGAAAUUGUUGUAUAAGAAGCCACCCGAUGGACUUCUCGGGAUCUUUGAAAGAAUAUACGUCUUCGAUUGCUGUUUCAGCACUGAAGCUUGGGAACAAGAAGAUUAUAAAGUUUAUGUGGGCAACAUAAUAAGUCAGUUUAAGGAUAAUUUCCCUGAAUCAUCAAUCAUGAUUUUUAAUUUUCGGGAGGGAGAUUCAGCGAGCAGGAUUGCCUCUGUUUUGUCGGAAUAUGACAUUACUAUAAUGGACUAUCCUCGGCACUAUGAAGGUUGCUCAUUGCUCUCGUUGGAGGUUAUCCACCAUUUUCUAAAAUCGAGCGAAAGCUGGCUUUCACUUGGACAACAAAAUGUUCUUCUAAUGCAUUCUGAGGUUGGUGGUUGGCCGGUUUUAGCUUUCAUGAUGGCUGCUCUCUUGCUUUACAGAAAACAUUGCACUGGUGAAUUCAAGACCCUGGACAUGGUUCAUAAGCAGGCUCCUCGUGAUAUGUUACCCGUAAUGUCAACUCUUAAUCCUGUACCUUCUCAGUUGAGGUACUUGCAGUAUGUGUCAAGGAGGACUGCUGAGACAGAAUGGCCUCCAGCGGACAGGGCACUCACUUUGGAUUGUGUGAUAAUCAGAAUGAUUCCUGAUUUUGACGGAAAAGGGGGUUGCUGCCCUAUCUUCAGGAUUUAUGGACGGGAUCCUUUGUUACAUGUUGAUAAAACCCCCAAACUUCUGUUCUCAACCCCAAGGAGGAGUAAGAAUGUCCGAUAUUACAAUCAGGCAGAAAGUGAACUGGUUAAAAUUGAUAUUAAUUGUCAUAUUCAAGGUGACAUUGUGCUGGAGUGUAUUAGCUUACAUGAUGACACGGGGCCUGAAAAGAUAAUGUAUCGUGCCAUGUUCAACACAGCAUUUAUCAAAUCAAAUAUGUUGAUGCUUAAUCGUGAUGAAAUUGACUUACAUUGGGAUGCUAAGGAUCAAUUUCCUAAGGACUUCAGAGCUGAGCUUCUUUUCUCCGAAAUGGACGCUGCAGCUUCUGCGAUUCCAGUAGAUUUGUCUUGUUUUGAGGAGGAGGGGCUCCCAAUUGAAGCAUUUUCUAAAGUUCAAGAAAUGUUUAGCAGUGUGGAUUGGCUUGUUCCUAAAAGUGAUGCUGCUUUGAAUAGGCUCACCCAGAUGGCUUUGUCAGAUAUCGUCCAUGAAAUGAUUGAGACUAGUUUUCAUCAAAAGCCUGAGGCUAGCAAUUUACUUCAAACGCUUCCUAAAAAGAAUCAGCAUAAAGAAACCAAGUUAAAGAGAUCUGGCACAGAAGCUGGUUUGCACAAGGCAGAGGUCCAAACUGUUGGACCUAGAAGUGUUUCGCUUCCCAGACAAUUACCAUCGUCAGCACGGUCACCUGCUCAAUUACAAGCAUCCUUGCAUGGUUCUACAAAAUCUUUCUCCAUGCCACCUCAUAUCAUUUUGACCUGUUCACAUCCUUCUGUUUCUGAAAAGGUUGAGACACAUCAGCAAGAUAGUGCAACAUCUUCGUCGGCUCCUCCUAUCCCACCUUCUGGUCAGCAAGCUACAGGUGGUAAGGUUGGGCCUCCUCCACCCCCACCUCCUCCAGCGAAGAAGACAAGUACUGUACCUGGACCUCCUCCCCCUCCUCCUCCCGGUUCUGGGAGUGGACCUCCUGCCCCACCAGCACCACCCGCAGCACCAGCACCUCCAGCACCUCCGUCAGCACCACCUCCCCCACCUCCUAAAUCCUCGCGUGCCAAUUCUGCAUCACAUUCAGGACCUCCACCACCCCCUCCUCCAGCCGCAGCUGCUAAUGGAAAUGUGAAAGGAGAUGCUGCUCCACCUCCACCACCAUCUCUUUCAAAAGCACCCAGUGUGUCUGCUCCAUCUCCUCCACCUCCUGCAUCCAAGGGGCGUACACUAUCAAGGACAACUGCUGUGAAGAGUCAACCAGCAAAGAAGCUGAAGCCAUUGCAUUGGUUAAAGUUAAAUAGAGCGGCACAAGGAAGCUUGUGGGCUGAAGCCCAAAAAUCUGGUGAAGCUGCAAGGGCGCCGGAGAUUGAUAUGUCGGAACUUGAACAUCUCUUCUCAGCAGCAAACCCGAAUUCCGACAAGGCCAAAGCAAAAUCCCGAGCAGCGAAUAAACCCGAAAAAAUACAACUGAUUGAGCAUAGGCGGGCAUAUAACUGUGAGAUCAUGCUUUCAAAGGUGAAGACACCCUUGCCUGAACUGAUGGAUUAUGUCCUGGCUUUGGAUGAUUCAGCAAUGGAUGUUGAUCAGGUGGAUAACCUUAUAAAGUUCUGUCCUACCAAGGAGGAGAUGGAACUGAUUAAGGGCUAUAAAGGAGAGGUGGAUAAAUUGGGGAAAUGUGAACAGUUCUUCUUGGAGCUAAUGAGAGUCCCACGCUCAGAAGCUAAGCUCAGAGUUUUCUCUUAUAAGUUACAGUUUAGUACACAGGUUUCAGAUCUUAGGAAGAGCCUAAAUGAUGUAUAUUUGUCAGUAGAACAGAUCAGGAGUUCUGUGAAGCUGAGGAGGGUCAUGCAGACAAUUCUUUCUCUUGGCAAUGCUUUGAACCAGGGAACUGCAAGAGGCGCUGCUGUUGGAUUCAGAUUGGAUAGCCUCCUCAAGCUUAACGAAACACGUGCCAGGAACAACAAAAUGACUCUGAUGCAUUAUCUUUGUAAGGUGCUUGCGGACAAACUACCGGAACUCCUAGAUUUUUCCAAGGAACUUGGCAGUUUGGAACCUGCAUCAAAGAUACAACUAAAAAUCUUGGCAGAAGAGAUGCAAGCUAUUACCAAAGGACUGGAGAAGGUAGUCCAUGAAAAGAAAUUGUGUAAAAAAGAUGGACAUGUGUCUAAACGCUUCCGCAAGUCGCUGAAAAAAUUUCUUUCUUCCGCGGAAGGUGAAGUAAAGUCCCUGGCCUCACUGUACUCUGGGGUGGGUAAAAGUGUGGAUGCAUUGAUUCUUUACUUUGGAGAAGAUCCUGCUCGUUGCCCAUAUGAACAAGUUGUUUCAACUUUGCUUCUCUUUGUGAGAAUGUUUAAUCAAGCCCAUGAAGAAAACUGCAAGCAAAUAGAGGCGGAGAAGAAGAAGGCACAAAAGGAAGCUGAACAAGAAAAGAAGGAAGCUGAACAUGAAAGGUUGAGACUACAGAAGGAAGCUGAAAAAGAAAAAAGGGAAUUUUUGCUGCAACUGGCAGUGCUGAGCGUUAUCAGACCAAAGGUUAGUUUCUUAAGCAUAUGCCAUUUUUCAAAUUCAAAACUGAUACGGGUGUCUUACAUCUUAAAAUCAACAUUCACUGCUGCUCUACUGUAUGCUGGCCUUAAUCUUUCCUGCUUUUACUGUAUGUCAGCCUUAGUCUUUCCUGCUUUUACUGUCUUAGUUUUUUCUUGUUCUACUGUAUGCCGCCCUCAAUCUUCCAUGCUUUUACUCGAAGACAAAUGGGUGCCAGUAUUUUCUGCGGUUGGCAGCUUGUAA